CUGCAAGAGUCCAUCGCUCAGGCAAGACCAACCGUGGGCGCCGCUAGGAUGUCUCCGAAAAUCUCCUUCCAUCUGGCCGUCCUUCUGGGAGCGGUUCUACUGCAGUCCGGCGAAGGAACCAGAUACCGGGAUUUCGCAAACAGCCACAUCGAACCUCUGGGACCCAGGAACGAAAAACUCAGCGCCUACUGCUACCGCAUGAUGCGGGAGAGAGGCCUGAGCAGACGCACGUGCAAACCCUCCAACGCCUUCAUCCACAGUAGUGCCAACAGUAUUCAGCUAAUCUGCCGUGGGGCAGGGACCCGGGUGCACCCCUGGCGGAAUAUGUACGACAGCAGGCAGAGUUUCCGUGUCACCACCUGCCACAGUAGAGGCCGUUUCCCUAGAUGCCAUUAUCAAGGUGAGCAACGGAACGGGAGAGUUCGUGUGGGCUGCAGAAACGGGGCGCCUGUUCAGUUCUACAGACUCCGGUAG
This is a messenger RNA of Sphaerodactylus townsendi, 474 nucleotides long. RefSeq names its product ribonuclease-like. Gene Ontology annotation, molecular function: nucleic acid binding. NCBI's taxonomy places the organism in Eukaryota, Metazoa, Chordata, Lepidosauria, Squamata, Sphaerodactylidae. The record is from RefSeq and is a predicted model, not a curated record. Bases 49 to 474 code for a protein of 141 amino acids. The transcript is spliced from 2 exons.